This is a messenger RNA of Phaeodactylum tricornutum CCAP 1055/1, 8695 nucleotides long. RefSeq lists its product with no specific name. Lineage: Eukaryota; Bacillariophyta; Bacillariophyceae; Surirellales; Neidiaceae. The coding region runs from base 1 to 8673 and encodes 2890 amino acids. The record is from RefSeq and is a predicted model, not a curated record. The transcript has 3 exons. Gene Ontology annotation, cellular component: nucleolus; 90S preribosome; small-subunit processome.
AUGGAAUCUCAGCAGCACGUAAAGACAUUACAAACAGACAAACGAAGCAAGAACAGGCUAAAGUACGCUUCGUCUCGCAAACGUGCCAAGACAGCUACUGCAGACGUCUACCGGAGCUAUAAGCGACGAAUCGGUGUGACGAGUGCAGCCUCGCGAGAAGAACGCGUGCAUCAUAGCGACGCGGCUAUCAACAACCGGCGGAAAAAUUCAACUUACAAAUCUAUUGCAACUGUGGUUCCUUCUUCCUCGACCAACUCACAGUCCUUCCUGGACGAUGAGUCGGACCAUCCCGACAUCGGCACCGCGGAAUCCGUACUGGCUAUCGAGCUCGACGUUUCGCUUGAUCGAAAUGCGUCUGAAAUAUUCGGCAAGCUUCAUCGGGAGCUCUGGCCUUUAGUUCGAUCCUUGCCCGAAGUAUUGUAUCACAAAGCAAUGAUUGUUGACAUUCUUUUGGCCUAUCUGCUUUCUCCCGAAUCGGCGCCGGAGGAAAAAUCUCCCGUUUCUAUAGGCAAGGAAAAAAUUCCGUACCGGGUAAAUCACGGAACAACCGACGUUAUGCACCUUCUCGCGGUCUUAGCUCGAGACGUGCGGCACGAAAUUCACGAGUUUCUGCCUCAGAUUGUCCACCGCAUUCUUUCAGACUUGUUGAACCGUCCAUCCCCUGAAGCAGAUACUGGCAAACAGCCAAUUCCACUGGACGUGACGAUAGUGGAAGCGGCAUUCCGUACGCUUUCCUAUAUCUUUAGAUACGACGCAGAGCGGCUUCUCAGUACUAUCGUAGGCAAAGACCAAGAACCUUGUUUGGAAGAUAUGCGGCAGUAUUAUGGAUUGACUUUAGCUCACCGUCGAGAAUUGAUACGGAAAUUGGCUGCGCAGUCGUUCGCACCCAUGAUACGCCAAAUUUCAUCCAACAAAGGUCAGAAGCGUCACAUCCGACGGGUUCUACGAGCAUUGCAGGCCUCUGCUGACAGUGCUACUACAAUCGCUGCCCAAAAGCUGCGAUCCGACGCGGUGGAUGGCAUUGCUUCACUUUGCUUCGAAAUUGCCCGGGGUGUGCCGGGUCGAAUCCAUUCGAAAGGAGUCUUUGUUAUCAAGUGUGUACUGGAAGCGUUGAUUGUCAAGAAGUGCUCGGCAAAGGCACACGAACUAAUUUUUGGUGUUGCGUCCAGCCUUGUCGAGCGCCUUUUGUACCAUCUUCGGGGAGCGGACGUGGUAUCUCUAUUAGAUGAUGUUGUUGCUGUAUCCGAGCAAACGCUUCUGUCUCAUGCCUUCUCGAACGACAAUGUUCAUUCCAUCAGGCAUACUAUCGAGCUUGUCCGGAAAGUCGUUCAGCAUCGAGACGGGAUUGUAGUAAGAGAGAGUCCUAGUGCGGAGCGGAAGCUUACAAAGUUAUUGGAUUUCGCGAUGAGAGCUACCACUUAUUCUAUGCUGUCGGACACGUCCCGUGAAGCAGUGCUUGAAUUGCUGAGUGCCGCUUGGAGAGCUUUUCCUGACUACGAAAACUUUGCAGAGGAAAUGAGCCAGAAACUAUCGAUUGUUUUGUCCAUCUCAUCAGCGGAUUCUGCGGGGAGUGGCCACACAGUUAGCAAUUGUGAAUUGUCGAUUACGCGAACUCCUGCAUCUGUUCUCGUUGAAAAGUUGAUGCCCUUUCUCCCUAUCGACGUUUCGAUGAAGUGGAUCGGAUCUGCCUUUUUAUCUUCUGCGGCUUCAGUAGCCGCCAGUGAUGUGCGCUUGGCUUUAUUCCUAGUCCACGCCGUUGCAACAGUGAGAACAGUUUCGAAUGGUUCAACUGAGACCUUUGUCGAUGAAAGCGAUGAAAUCUUAUUUCUUGACAAUGCGGUUCAUUGUAUUCUGUCUGAGGUAGAGCGUUCUACGUUGCUAGGUCUUUGCCUUUCCAGGUUGUCUAUGAUUGACAAUUCCAACUGCUGGGCUGACGUAGUUGUUUCCGCUAAGUGCGUAGCUUUCCUCGGAAUGGUAGGUGGCGGGGGCAAUGGACGGAAGAAGUUUACUUUCCUUUACAAGAAGAUUGUUAAAUCACUUGUAGGUGUUCUAAAUCACGUGGACAGUGCUGGAUUGCUUUCAGGCGGGCAUACUGACCAGGACUCUGCUGGAAUUCUUUUUUCCAUUGUUCUUGAAUCCUUGUCUAAGUUUUCGACUGCCUCGCUUGGUAUAGCGGAGCAGUCGGAUGUCGAGCAAGUGCUGGCGAGCAUCGUUAAUGUUUCUGAACGCUAUCUCUUGCUUCAAAAAGACUCCCUGUGGGCAUUGAAGGGAGUUGCCUCCUUUACUAGCGCCUUACAACAGGUUGGGCUUCCUCUCUCCUGGAACAUAAACCCACUAUUCGAAUGCCUGGUUCCGAGUCUACAAGAUAGCUGUCACUUUCGCCGAAUACACGCACUCCAGAUACUUUCAUCCUUUCCCAAGAGACCAUUCGUUAUAAAUCACUCUGACUUAGAUUUCGGGGACGAAUUAGAUGAAGAGCCACCUGUGACUUUUGCAAAAAUGCAUGAAAAGAUGUCGGUGAAAGGACCUACUGGACCGUGCGACAUCAUCAAUAUUCUAAAGGAAAUUGAAUCAACACAGAUGGACAUGUCAAAUGAACGAUACAUUUUAUCACUGAUCUCAAGGGUGGCGGUACUUGGGAGAACUGGAAAGAUGCCAGCUAUGUAUGCACUAGCAGCAGCAUCACAUCUCGUUGGAAUGUUUAAUAUUAAGUUCUCGCCCAUCUGGAACGGAUCCAUUACAGCGUUGGCGGCGCUGACUUUGGGCCAUGAAGAUUGCGUGUGGCCGCCACUUCACAGCAAACUUGCUGAUCUCAUGAACAGCCCUGUUUUCAAAGUUGCUUCCGAUACUCAGCAAACUGUCGACACAUCAUACCCCUUGAUCGAUUCAGAAAUGUACUUAAAGAGGUGUCUUCAAUGGGAAGCCUCGAACGGAAUGAGUGUUUCACUAUUCGGAGGUGAAGCAGCUUUCGCAAAAGAACAAGGUCAAGUUUCGCGGCAUCAAAGUACUGACCAGUCCGCUGUGCUCCGAAACGUGUGGGCUGUUGUAGCAGCCGCCCCACAGCUCAUGAUGAGGCAUUCGCGAGUAAUGGUUCCGCUCGUUUUAGAUUUUUUCCAUUUCCAAUACUUUAAAGUUCACAAAGGAGCCCAUGAUGCCUGGGCUCUUCGAUUGCACGAGCAUGCUGAGAACAGCCCUCUGACGUACAAAAUUGAAUGUUUGGUACCUUACGAUGAAGCUCUGAAGGCGACACUUUCCAAAGGAGGUUUACGGGAAGCCCUCUUACAUUUUCAGACACUCUUUGAGAGUGGUGCAGUAGCUAGGGAACACAGAUUUGAUCUGAUUUGUUUGCUAUCGAGGGUUCUUAUCGGAAGACUUUUGUCUCAGUCUGGAACGAGAUCGUCGAAGGAUACUCCAGCAACACGGCGUGUCGCUGUCUUAUCAUUUUUGUCCAAUAUUUGCUCUGAUGACAGUGACCUGCAUCCUUUUAUGUGGCUGAUAUUGAGGAAUUAUAUUCCUCGCCAAUUUGAGAUUGACCCGAUCGAAGGGAAUGAGAUGCAAUCGGUGGAAUCUGCAUUAUUCGUUGAACAACUUAAAUCGGUCACCGUGGAUUCGUGCUCUUCAAUGCCUUCUACAGUCCACCAGGGCUUUCUCAACAUGCUAGAACCAAUCAUUUCUUACCUCGGGCACCGAAUUGCUUUCUAUGUUCCUGCUUGUACGUCAAUCAUUCUAAUUUUGAGCAAAGUGUAUCAAGUACAGCCCCCAACGACAGGAACAAAGAUAGAUAACGCCGACAUUGUGGCUCUCUCUGACAGAGAUGGAGGGCGCGCAAGUACCAUUCGCUCAUUGUGUCACCGAAGAUUGAGCGAAUUAUUUGUACAGUUCUCGGGCGUCGUUGAUUUCUCAGAACACGCCGAUUGCUUGUGGGAAGCAAUCAAGAAUGCACUUGCUCUUUUGCCCGAAAUGGCAUCCAGUAGCUUGAAACCUCCUUCUCUUCUUCUGCUAUUAGAGUCCAUUUCGAGCGAUCCACUGCUGGUAAAUUUGUUUCAAUCGAGAGGAGAAGUUUUUCGAUCUGCAAUUUAUUGUUUGCGUCCAAUGUCCAAUGUUCCGGUUGUUGAAACGACGUUACGAAUUAUCCGAAACCUCAUGAAUAGCGAAAACAUUGAAGGUAAAAUGCUCAUAUCAGAGAACAUCGCGACACUUUUGGAGCGUUUUGAAUCGAGAUUCCGGUCGUUUGGCAACAUCAUGGUUCAAACGUGGCGAAGUGAGCUCGACAUUCUUUGCGAAGUGAGCGAGCUCAUAGACACUACAACUUUCGGAAUGGGCACAGUGAGAGGAAAUUUGGCGGAGCAGCUGUGCUCGUUGCUUCUUCCGUUUUUGGAUGUUAGCAGAGCGUGCAACGACAUUGAGAGGCUAAAGGUGAUCAAAAUCAUGAAAAGAAUGGUGUCGCAGCUGUCCUUGGAAGCAUCCGCUUCCUACUAUACAUCCGUUGGGGGUAGUUUCGGGCCCUACAAAUCGCGACCAGGCAUUUCCUCCAAAGAAUCUCGCUUCUCACUAGCAAACUUUCUUGAAACUCUCUCUUGCCAGAGAUAUGACAAGGCCAAGAAAGCAUGUACAGUUCUCGUUCGAUUAUGUGCGGUGAACACCAGACGCGUUGACGAAAUCGAUCAGGAAAGUAUUGUUUCGGCUAUGACACAACUGGACGAGCGUGGGAGCCCUUUUUCAUGGCUAGAUAUAUGCCAGGAUGGAAGCGAACCUAUGAUACUGAUCCCAUUGGUAAACACGUGCUUUCACUAUUUUUUCUCAGACGACGGUAUUGUUGCUCGUUCUGCCUUCAAGUGCCUGAAAGGGCUAGUUGCGAUUUCGGCGCGCAAGGCGGAUUUAGGAAAUCCAUCUAUGGGGGAUUCGUCUCAUACAGAGAAGUGGAGACGGCUUUUGGAAGGAACUAUACUUCGUCAUUCAAAAGAAGGAUUGGCUGCUCGAAAUGUAUCGGUACGACGAUUUUUUAUUCUAUUACUCUCGGAUAUUGCGUUUGCCUGUAAGCAUUCGAAGUCUCCCAAUCACUAUGGGGACCUUUGCAUCUUGAUUCGCCAGGAUGAGCCUGACCUCGACUUUUUCCGAAAUAUUACUCAUGUGCAAAUCCAUCGUCGAUGCAGAGCUUUUCAGCGUCUUCGCAAGUCACUGGGAGAAGAUGAAGAGGAUAAUUUAGGAUUCCGACAUCAUACUCUGUCCAACAUCCUUCUCCCCCUUGCAAUGCAUCCCAUUUAUGAGAGUAAAACAAAGUUGGAAGAGUCGUUUGCGCUUGAGGCUAUAGCAACAGUUGCGUCCAUUUCACGCUUACUCUCUUGGAGCAAAUAUAGCAGCACUCUAUGGACUGCAUUGACACAGUUUGAGCGGCAUCUAGAUCAAGAGCGGUAUAUCAUCGGAAUGAUCUGUGCCAUUAUAGAUGGCUUUCACUUUUCCGUCUCCCUCGACGAUGAAUUCGAUGUCGACAAUGAAGACAGUACAGGUAGCGCGGUGUGGCGUGCACUGAGCACGAGAAUAAUGCCGAAGGUGGAGGCUCUCCUUACAAAGGAGAAGAUUGACAAGAAUGGGACAAAAACAAAGAUUCUCCGGCCCGCCCUCAUUCUCGCCUUACUCAAACUAUGUAAAAAACUUCCUGCGCGAGUGCUAAAACGUAAUCUUCCGCGAUUUUUGGCCAUAGUAUGCGACGCUUUGAAGAGCAAGGAGUCUGAUUCACGAGAUCUUGCUCGAUCAACUCUUUCGAAAAUGGUUCUUGACCUUGACAUUAUUUACCUAGGUGACGUCGUCCGGGAACUCGCGAUUACGUUGAAAGAAGGAUACCAACUCCACGUCCGCGCAGCUACAAUACAUAGCAUUCUGCUGGAACUCUCGAAGGUAUAUUCACCACCCAAGCAACGCGAGCAUACGGAUGCUCUACCUAUAGCCUUCGACAGGGCGGUCCCUGCACUCAUGGACCUAAUUCAGCAAGAUUUGUUUGGCAUAGCUCAAGAACGCCGCGAUGCCAGGGGAAGCCAAGUUCGAUACGUGAAAGAAGCCGGUGGCUCGAAAAGCUUGAACUCGCUCGAGCUCGUUUCUAGCAUGGUACUUUUCAGGCCAUCUCUAGCGCGAGCUUGUCCUAUGAAUACAUCUAAAUCGUCUGUUCACGUGAUUGUGUCUCCUUUUUUGGAACGUCUUCGAUCGAGUGAUGUUUCUUCAGCCGCGAUACCCCGGAUUCGAGAAUGUCUUACUCGCAUAGUUGUUGGCUUAGCUCGAAACACAAGCCUGUCCGUUGACGAGGCUUUACCAUUCAUUUACGCUUCAAUUCACCCAUUCGUCGGAGAUCAUGAAAUUUCAGCUGGGGUGAAAUGUGUUGAAGGUGACAGCGACGACGAUAAUGUCAAUAUGUCGACGCCUAUCGUUGUCAGCGGCUCGAAAAGAAUUCGGCAUACUAGCCAAAUGACAUCACUUGGAAAUGUUGUCAAGUGGCAUCCUUCAUCCCGAAAUGCUCGUACGAGUACAAAGGCGGCACAUAAGGUGAAAGCUAGUGACGAGAGGGCGUUGGCACGCGUUGUGGACGGCGCAAGUGCACCAAAGAUGACUGGCAGCUUCAGGCAUUCUUCCAGAAUUGCUAGAAUGCGAGGGGUAAAUGACCCAGCAAGUGUGGCUGCUGUUUCUGUUGGACUUCAGCUAUUGUAUUCAACCCUCAAAAUUCUUCCUUCUGACACGGAAAGUACGCUGUCCUCAGCUCUGGACCCGUUUGCGCCACUAUUAACAAAAUGCUUAUGCACUUGCCGUGAUUCAGAAAUUGUUUUAGCCACUAUGAAAUGUCUGGGCCUUUUCCUUAGAUUACGGCUCCCGUCGCUUGAGCAAUGCUCCAAGAUACUUGCUGAAAAAACCUUAGAGUUGCUCACCUCGACUGGUGCUUCUUCUUUUGACCAAGAGCUUUUACAAGCUUGCUUCAAGAUGCUAACAUUCUUGAUGAACUUUGACGGCAACGGAGGAGAUUUCAUCCUUGGUGCGAGAUCGUCCGGCUCAGCUGCAGGUGCCGGCGUAUUGCCUUUGGAUCAGGAGCAAAUGCAGAUAUUGUUGUCUUUCUUGAAAUCAUCUAUUAUUGACUCGGAUCAACACAAUCCGGCAAUGGGAUUGCUGAAAGCCGUCAUGUCUCGUCGCUUUGUUUCGGCUGAGUUUUACGACCUCAUGGAUACUCUGCUUGAGCAAUCUGUCAGGAGUCCUAAGCCGUCCUUGCGACAACAAAGUGGAGGGAUUUUCAUAACCUAUCUUUUGCAGUAUCCCAUGUCUGCGGAGCGUGUCACACAACACAUAAAACGGAUAGUCCUGAAUAUCACGUAUGAGCACCCUGAGGGCAGACUUUCGGCUGUGACUUUGUUAUUAAAUGUUAUUGAGCGCCUUCCGGUUCCGGUCCUCGAAAGCCACUGCCAAAUGCUAUUCCUGCCUCUUACGAUGCAACUGGUGAAUGACGAAUCAAAGGAGUGUCGAGAAACUUUGAAAAGCGCAAUUUCGGUCUUGUUCAAACGUUUACCGAAUGACCUCCUCCAAACUCUUCUCGAAUACACUAGCCAAUGGUCGGACGGAGAUACAGCCCUUCGACAGACAUCCUUUCAAUUGUACAGCAUCUUUGCGGAAUCGAGAGUUGAUGUCAUUGUUAGAGGAGACAACACCUCCGUGCUUCUAAACAAGCUCUGCUCAGCCUUGGAAGAUGACACAGAUUGGAAAGUUGUUUACUUCGCACUCCUAUGCUUGAGCAGGAUGAUGGGCAGUCUCAAAAUUGUUUUAAUUGAGAAUUCGCACCUAUGGAUACUUGUAUCCGCUUGUUUGACGAGAGAGCAUCCUUGGGUAAAGCUUGCAUCUGCCCGAAUUUUAAGCGAUCAUUUUGCAUCGCUCAAACCAUGCUCGUUUGUUGAAGAUGGCUCAAUUUCUUUUUUAAUUGAAAAGAAAGGGAGUUUGUUUCAGACAGCCCGCAACUUUUGUCGACAGCUUGAUUUUGAAGAGACCGAAUACAGCGAGGAGCUGACGACCAUAUGCAUUAAAGCCCUCACUUGGAUCCUCCAAGCUAUGCACACAUACCCUGACCUGUGCUAUGCCGAUGGCGACGAUACCGCUGCCGGACGCGAUCCGGUGCGAUGGCUAGUCGCCAGGCUUUCCAAUACCGCAAAGCCAAAAGGAACAAAGCGGCGUCAAUCUGUGUUCAAGUGCUUUGCUGCGUUUGCUACGUACUGCAGCAGCGCAUUUUUGAAUCACCUUGAAAUGGUUUUAGAGCCUCUCCAUCGCUCUGAAAUGGAGAGCCAUAAUGAGCUCAAUUACUCUUCCAUGUUACGGAAUGAUGAUGUUGUGCAAGGUAGAUACGCAGAGGAGUCAAGCCUCGCCAAGGAUGUCUUGUCGCUUUUGGAGGAGCAGUGGGACAAUGGCAUCUUCAUCAAGGCUUAUUCAGCCGUAAAGCAACGAGCAUUGCAGAAAAAAGAGAAGCGAAAGUUGACAACGAGGACAGAAGCAAUUUGUGAUCCAAAAAUUGUUUUCCCCACAGCAGCAUCCUUCAUAUUUGCGAUGCAUCCUUUUCGAAGACGUGUAAACGAUGCCAUUAUUCUAGGUUCCCUCCUGGUAGAAAAGGGAAAUUCACUGGCAAAUGCGCACUACAUGAGCAAGAUGAUUACUUAAACUAUUGAGGAAAUGCCCACGC